Molecule: messenger RNA, 950 nt
Organism: Brassica oleracea var. oleracea
Lineage: Eukaryota; Viridiplantae; Streptophyta; Magnoliopsida; Brassicales; Brassicaceae
Product: histone chaperone ASF1-like
Exons: 2
Coding region: 154-516 (120 amino acids)
Source: RefSeq, a predicted model, not a curated record
CAGCCCCAACCAUUGGGUCGGUGGAUCUAUAUUUCGGGUCGCAAUGCAAUCGGCAACAAUUCAAAUUCUGGAAGAACCCUAAGCUCGUCGUUCUUGCAAUCGGAACUCAAAUUCCGGUAAUCCUAGUCUCGAAUCGACUUUGUUCAACCUCUAAUGGCUUCGAAGAAGAAGCACUCUGAAGGAAUCGCUUUACUCUCCGUUUACAGUGACGAGGAUGACGAAGAGAUGGAAGAAGAAGAAGAGCAUAGAAAUCAGGAACAAGUUGAACGAAUCGAAGAGGAUGAACGCCUAGAAGAAUCGAAUUUCAUGGAUGAAGAGAGAGUAAGAGGAGAAGAUUCCACAACCCCUAAGGUCCUCGAUAAUGGAGCCGAUGAUGAUACGUCAGGGGAAAGUAGUGAUACGUUGUUGGAUCAGUUUCUUCCACCGCCACCGAGAGAUAAGUGCUCCGAGGAGCUGCAAAAUUACCAGAGGACUAACCCAAUAUGCAAGAGGAAGAAGUUGUCAGUGGACAAAUAAAGACAAGUUAUAUCAAAACAACUUAUUUUGAUUCAUGACAAGAACAACAUGGUGUCUGUAUAUGAUGAAACAAGGCAACCCAAGAUGAGCAAUAUUAAAUCUAUCUAAUUUUUUUCUUUCUUCAAACUGUUCUAUUAAGUUGAGAUAGUCUGGAGAACCAGAAAUUAAAUAUAUCCAGUUAAUAGCUAUUUUUGUGGGCAGAAAAAAAUUAGACAAUAUAUUUCGCAACGUCUUAACAAUAUAGAAACAUGUAUAACUUUUUGCCAAAAUAACCUUUCAAACCCAUGCAAUCAGUUUGCAUAAGGUUCUCUACUUCCCUGUUGACCAAAAAAAAAAGAGGUUCUCUAGUUCGCCUACUUCUCGUAGCUAUUCGUGUAAAGUUCACAGAACUGCAGAAAUAUGUUAACUGUAAUUGUAAUCAAUCAAUAUUUUUU